UCACUAAUAUUCCUUCUCCAUCGAAAAUUCCAAUGGAUCUUCUUACGGUUCUCUUCAUUGGAUUUCUCAGUCUGGCUACUCUAAAUGCUGGCUUUUGCUAUGGAGGCUGCAUAGAGAGGGAGAGACAAGCUCUCUUGGAGUUGAAGCAAGAUUUGGUGGAUCCUGCAGAACGACUCACUUCCUGGGUUGCUGAUGAUGAAGAUUGUUGCAGAUGGAAGGGAGUUGUAUGCAAUAAUGUGACCAACCAUAUCUUGGAACUCAAUCUUCUUGACGUUCCUGAUGAUCAAUUAGAGGAUUAUUCAGGAUCGAAGUUGGGUGGUAACAAUGUUUUAAAAACCGGACCGGAUCGGCCGGUUGAACCGAUCAGACCGGUACCCGGUAUUAAAAAUGGUUCGGCUUAACAUUUAGAACCGAUAGAAUG
Molecule: messenger RNA, 421 nt
Organism: Rubroshorea leprosula
Lineage: Eukaryota; Viridiplantae; Streptophyta; Magnoliopsida; Malvales; Dipterocarpaceae
Source: the annotation of a GenBank genome assembly